AUGCCAGAUAUAUGUUCCAUCAAUGUGACCUUCCUGAAUCUUGAUGAAAACUUCCUGUCACUGCUGGCCAAUGACUCCUUCUCUGGUGUCCCUCACCUGGAGAGCCUCUCAGACAGCUGGACCUGCAAGCCAGGGCAGCCGCGGAAAGCACAUGAGGAUUGUCAGCUCGUGAUCCAGUCAGGGGCACUGGUUGCUCUGCAUAACCUAAUCAGCCUGAGCCUGGCAGGAAACAGCCUGAAAGCACUGCCCCCACUCCCUUCUUCACUCUGCUUCUUGGACUUGAGUUACAACAAUAUCCUUGUGCUGAGCCCUCAGAGCCUCACAGGGGUCAGCAACAUGAGGGAGCUACUCCUAGGAAACAACUGCUACUACCGGAACCCAUACAACACCUCCAUCACCCUCGCACAGGAUACUUUUAAAACCAUAACCUCCUUGAAACGGCUUUCACUGAAGUUUGACAACAUGACUGAGGUUCCCCAGGGGCUCCCACCCAUGCUUCGCCACCUUGACCUCUUGGAGAACAAGAUAUCCCAUGUGAGCCACCUGGAGAACCUCACCAACCUAAGACUGCUCAACCUGGAGUGGAACUGCCAGCGAUGUGACCAUGCUGCUCAGCCCUGCUUCCCCUGCCCAGACAACAAGCUCCUGACCUUUGACACGGAUGCUUUCCAGAACCUGGUGAAGCUCAGAAGCUUGAACCUGUGAGGCAACUCCCUGUAUGACCUCAACACCAGCUUCUUCAACAACCUCAGCCACUUGGAGACCCUGGAUCUGUCAGACAACUUUCUGACCUGCACCAUUAGAAAUGGCACCUUCUUCUCUAUGCUGCAGUCAGUGCAGACCCUAAACCUGGGCUACAAUUACCGUUCACUGGUGACCUCCGAGAACCUGACUCUAUCUGAGUCCUUCAGCCAAAUGAAAGCUUUGAAAAAUCUCAUCAUCAAUGGCUACUUCUUCAGGAACUUGGCUGUGGAUGGGAUCAAACCUCUCUUCAACCUAAGCAACUUGGAGACCCUCCACUUUCAAACAAACUUCAUCAGAGAUGUGAACUUGUCUCUCUUUUCCAAGUGCAGAACCCUAAAGCUCAUCAGUCUGUCUCAGAACAGCAUUGCCUUCUCCCACCCUUGCAAGAGGAAUGGGAAUGGAGCUGAACCGGGGCCUUGGGGCCUCUCCCAGGAAGGCACUUUGGCAGAGAAUCCCUGGAGGCGCCAGCUGGUGAGUCCCAGCCCAUUUACAGUGAGGAAUAGACAAAGCUCCCAUCUCAACUUCCUGGCUAGCAUUCACUGCAACAAGACCCUGGAUUUAUCGUUCAAUAGCAUCCACAGCAUUAAGCCAGCCCAGUUCAAAGGGCUAGAAGAUAUCGACUGCCUCAACCUGAGCUUUAAUUACAUUAGCCAGCCCCUAAAUGGCAGCCAGUUCCUGCCACUGCAGUCCCUGAAGUUGCUGGAUCUGUCUCACAAUAAUUUUGACCUGUACUAUGGCAGUGCCUUGCAAGAGGUCCACCACUUGGUUGUGCUGAGCCUCAGCAAUAACCAGUUCCACUUCACAAUCAAAGGCCUGGGGCACAAGUUUGAGUUCCUGAUGAACCUUAGCAGCUUGAAAUUUCUGAACCUAGACAACAACCAGAUAGGUACUAGGAUCUCCAAACACCUGGAGAUCCAUUCACUCAAGACCCUGAUCUUCAGCAGGAACUGACUGGACAUCAGGUGGAUGAGUGGGAAGAAUACCUACCUUGAGUUCUUUGCCAAGUUGCCCAAGCUAACGCUCCUGGACAUUUCAUUUAAGAAAUUGGACUUCAUUCCAGCCGAGGUCAUUGACACCUUGCCCGAAAGCUUGAGAAACUUGUCCAUCGCCUAUAAUAACCUCUAUGACUUCCCAUGGGACAAAAUGGAAAGACUGAAAAGCUUGGAAUUCCUGGACUUGAGUAAUAACGCACUGGAGACGCUAGUCACAGAUGGAGAUUUCUCUAGGAUGAAGCUCACAAACCUCACGACCCUCAACCUCAGCUACAAGAAGAUCAGAUCUCUUCAUAAAGAGUUCUUUUCCAAUGUCAGCUCCUUGCACUUUCUAAACUUGAACCAUAACAAGAUAAAGAUGAUAGAUGAAAGCAGCUUUCCAAACACACUUCUCAAGAGCUUGCAACACCUGGAUGUGAGCAGCAAUCCCUUGAGGUGCACCUGUGAAGCCAACUGGUUCCUCAUGUUCCUGAAAAGCACUUGUAUCACGAUAGACCAUUUCUCCACUAGCAUGCAAUACGAUCUGCCCGAAUCAAAGCGAGGGCAGCCUCUGCUCUCUAUGGACCCUCGGUCAUGCCAGGAUAUAUACGGUCACCUAAGCUUCCUGUGCACUUCCCUGAUUGUGACAUUCAUAACCAUGCUUCCUAUCCUACAUAAACUGUAUGGAUGGGACUUCUGGUAUCUCAGCCACAUCUGCCUGGCUGCAGUCAGAAGAGGCUACACUCAGAUGUCCACACCCUCCCUGGAGGAAUAUGAUGCAUUCAUAGCCUUUGACUCCGAACAUCGCACAGUGGCUGACUGGGUCUACAACGAGAUGGUGCCCCAGCUGGAGGACAAAGGAAGGAGGAAGUUCAAACUGUGCUUGGAAGAAAGAGACUGGACAGUUGGAAGAUCCAGGAUUGAGAAACUCUGCGACUCCAUCUACAAGAGCAGGAAGACCAUCUUUAUCCUGAAGAGGGAGGGGUUUGGCAGUGGCUUCCUGACGCAUACCUUCUUCAUCACUCAGCAGCGGCUGCUGGACGAGAAGGUGGAUGUGGUUAGCCUGGUGCUGCUGGACCCAGAUAUGAUGAUGUCCAGAUUCCUGCUGGCCCGGAAAAGACUAUGUAGGAGGACAGUCCUGGACUGGCCUGGCAACCCCUUUGCCCAGCCCUACUUCUGGCACUGUAUGUGAGCCAUGCUUGCUGAUGAGAUUUACCACUUUUAUGACUCGCAUCUGAGGAGAAGCAUUGACAGUUCUGGGGCUGGGGAGCUCCUGCCAAUGGAGAAAGCAGUGGCCAGGCCAACAUUGCGAAGGCCUCAAGAAGCAGCCAAUGCUUGUGCAUUGCAAUGA
Molecule: messenger RNA, 3066 nt
Organism: Chelonoidis abingdonii (Abingdon island giant tortoise)
Lineage: Eukaryota; Metazoa; Chordata; Testudines; Testudinidae
Source: RefSeq, a predicted model, not a curated record